AAAAUGUGUUCAGAAAUGAGGGUUGAAGUGAUCGGCAAGGAAACAAUUACACCAUCAUCUCCUACUCCUCACCACCUUACAACUUCCAACCUCUCUGUUUUUGAUCAGUUAUUACCAGACAUGUAUGUCCCUCUACUUCUCUUCUAUCCCAACAAUAGUACUACUAAUCACAAGGGCAAUACGGUUGAUCACCACUACUCAUUGAUUACCGAAAGAUCCAAGCUUCUGAAAACUUCAUUAUCUGAAGCCCUCAGCUGCUUCUAUCCCUUCGCAGGAAGAAUAUUUAGCCACAACAACAUUCUUUCAAUCUGUUGCAAUGACCAUGGUGCGGCAUUUAUCCAAACCCGUGUUAACUGUCCCAUAUCAAAGGUUUUGGAAAAGCCCCAUGAUGGAAUAGUAAAUCAAUUACUUCCAAAUGGCAUAGAAUCAACAUUUGAAAGCACCGGCUAUCUCCUACUAGUCCAAGCCAACUUCUUUGAAUGUGGUGGACUUGCAAUUGGGGUUAGCAUUUCACAUAAGAUCGCGGACGCCUUCACACUCGGAACAUUCAUCUGUAGUUGGGCAGCAAUGAGCCUUGGCACUGAUGUAGUGGCUUUUCCAACUAUAGAAUUUGGUGUUGCAGCAUCUGUUUACCCACCACAAGAUUUAUUCAUCAAGCCAUUGCAAACUUCUGGGGAAUAUGUUUAUGGACAUUGUGUAAAAAGGAGAUUUGUUUUUGAUGCCUCAAAUAUUCUACGUCUCAAGUCAAAAGCCGCCAGUGCCACCGUUCCAAAUCCAACUCAUGUUGAAGUAGUGUCAGCGCUUAUUUGGAAAUGUGCAAUGGACGCAUCAAGAUCAAACUUGGGUUUUACAAUGCCAGCCAUGCUAUUUCUAACAGCAAACAUGCGGAAAGUAUUGGGGCAUCCCACUUUAAUGGGAAAUCUUUUAGGAUAUGUCUCUGCAGCAAAGGCACAAGAAAGUGAUGCAACUCUUCAAAGCUUGGUUGCUAUAAUACGGGAAGGCAUUGAGAAAUUUAAAGUGAAAUAUGGUAAUGGAGUUAGCGGAGAUGAUAUCUACCAACAUUUCAAAGAGCAUGAAGAUUUAAUGGGUAAGAAUGAUAUAGAUAACUAUACAUGUACCAAUUGGUGCAGGUUUGGCUUCUAUGAAGCCAAUUUUGGAUGGGGAAAGCCAUCGUGGGUCACUAUUCCAGGUUUCCCAAUCAAGAAUCUAUUUUUAUUAAUUGAUACAAAAGAUGGUGAAGGCAUAGAAGCAUUCUUGAGUUUAAAAGAAGACGACAUGGCUAUAAUUGAAACCAAUAAGGAGUUGCUUGCGUAUGGAUCUCUCAAUCCUAUUGUUAUUUGAUAUGUAACCCCCCGACCCUAAGAAAAAACAAAUAAAGCCUCCUCUUGUGUGUUGAUGAAAGCAUAGUGGAGUUUCUUGUGCCAAGAAACA
Molecule: messenger RNA, 1431 nt
Organism: Rosa rugosa (rugosa rose)
Lineage: Eukaryota; Viridiplantae; Streptophyta; Magnoliopsida; Rosales; Rosaceae
Product: BAHD acyltransferase At5g47980-like
Exons: 1
Coding region: 4-1341 (445 amino acids)
Source: RefSeq, a predicted model, not a curated record